CUGCUUUAGAGUAUCAUAAUUACAAUAAAAACCCAAUAAACUCUUCAGAAAACAGUUUAUAGUAAUUAAAAGUGAUUCUUCCCCUAGUGACCAAUUAAAAAUUCAUAAAACGUGCACCAUAAAAAAACCCGAAACAAUAUUUAAAUAAAAUGGAAAGCAAAUAUGUAAUGGCCAUAAAUCUAUUUCCAAUUACAGUGAAGUGCGUUAGCGGUUGCCAAGAAAAAUAACAAACAGACGAUCGUCGGUGCCAAUGUGUUUAUGAUGAACGCCAGCGAAAUCAACGAAAUUGAAACGUAAUCGGGCGAAAGUCGGCUGGCCAAGUGCGUGAAUGCACAAAUAGGAAAAUAGAAAAAUAGGAAAUCAAGAGGCGGCUUCAAAGGAAAAAGGAAGCCAGUUCUCCAGGCCCCCAACUCGCGAGUGUCUGUCAGUCGUUUUGGAUAUUCGAGGGGAACGGAACGGAAGGCCCGAGCGUUCUGUCAGCGGAGUGACAUGCAGCAUCUGUCUAUGAUGCGGCCAUUGGGCCAGGACGUGAUGCUGUGUCGCAGCUAGAGGGAAACACCCGAUGCCCCCGAUGAUGCUAUUUUUAUGAGGCCCCAGACUACGGCCGACGACGAAGACGACGACGACGGAUGCGUGGCCCCAUGAAAAAUCAAUUAACACGCAAAAUUAUUAAAGACGAAGAACUCACACACACUGAAAGUCGAAUAAGUAAACGAAAACCGAACGAAACUUGGAACUGGGAUCUCGAAUCUUGCAGUUCCCGCUCCCGGAUCCAUAGAAUAUAACUUCAAAAAGCAGCUGCUCUGGGAUGUCGCGCCUCCUUGGAUUGGCAUUAGGCUGCCUUCUGGGCCUGCUGGCCAUGCUGCUGCAAUUGCCAUCCGUGGCAGCCAUGAAAGUCUCCCUGUUCGGCGACGGCUACAUAUCGAUGCCGCUGCAGGAGGCCAAGAUGUCAACGAACAUCCGCGUCAAGUUUCGCACCCGCCAGGAGAACGCGCUGCUCUUCCUGGCCGCCGGCCGAACCGAUUACUGCCUGCUGCGCCUGGAGAACGGCCUGAUCAGCUUUGGCUAUAAAAUCGAACGGGAUGUGGUGCAGUUGCGUUCACCCAAAAAGCAAAAGCUCAACGACCUGGAGUGGCACGACGUGGCGGUGCAGCGGUUCGAGAACAACAUCACCUUGCAGGUGGACAGCUAUAUAAUGCGAAAGCAGUUGCCGGGCGAUCUCAGUGCCCUCAAUAUACACUUUGGGACAUUUCUAGGUGGCGUUGGUGACUUCACGGCCGAGUUCUUGAAUGAUGUUAUUGGAUUUCGGGGCUGUAUAUCGGAUGUCUUCUACAACAACAUCAACAUUAUAAAAAGGGCCAAGGACCGCACCAGCCACACCACCAGCACUGGAGUAUCCUGGACCUGCAGCAGUGAGUUCGACGGAACGACACAGGACAGCAUUAGCUUUCUGAAGAACGAUUCCUAUGCCUUGAUGCUGAAGGAGUCGCAUGCCAUAGGAGAAACCCUCUCCCUGCAAUUCCGCACCAUGGCCACGGCUGGCAUAAUAUUCUUCAACGGCGGCUUUGAUUUCAUACUCCUCGAGAUCGAGGAGCAGCGCCUGAAGGUGACCUUCAACAAGGCCGGCAGUCUGGUGCAAUUUAUGACCAACGAGUCCGUCUCGGACGGCAAGUGGCACCGGGUCCUGCUGCGGUACAACGCCGCCAUCGCGGAGCUAAUCCUCGACGAGGCCGCCGGUGGCUAUCGGGGAACGCAUGCUAACGAGACCAAGGCGAGCAUAAAUCUCGAGAAGAGCGUCUUCUUUGGCGGCGUCCAGGAGGAGAUGCGCCGGCGGCUCAUCGGAAAGGGACUGCGGAUCAAUGAGGUCAGCUUCAAGGGCUGCAUGCGGGAUCUCCGGGUGAAUGAUCUGCCGCUGGGCUUCGCCGAGAUGAGCAUCUCGCGGCACCUGGCCCUGGGCUGUCUGUGGAAGUAUCCCUGCGUGGAGCACAAUCCCUGCCUGAAGAGCGGCGUCUGCAGCCAGCACGGCGUGGAUGGCUUCAUCUGCUACUGCGAUCAGUCCUACUGCAUCAAGGCCGAUUUCCAGGGGCCCUUUAAGAUCUUCACCGAAACGAGUCCGGAGCUGGAGCUCCUCUACGUCUCCCCCAUGCAGCUCUUGGAGGGAGGCACCGCCUUCCUCUCGCCCCAUUUCAUCGACAUCAUCCUGGAUCUCCGCCGCUAUCCGAGUCUCAACGAGCAGUCCAUCAUCUUCCAUGUGGUGCACCAGCCCAGGUACGGCCAGCUCCUGCAGUAUUCCUCCGAAAAAACCAACUUCGUGCCUUGCCGCAGCUUCAAUUUGGUGGACCUGGCCACCGACAAGCUGAAGUACGUGCACAAUGGCCAGGAGAACUUCAACGACCAUGCCACGCUGGACAUGCAGGUCUUUGGGGACAUACACAAGAUACCGGAGAACAUUCUGGGGAAGCACAGGUUCCUCCUGCACGCGAAUAUUACGCCCGUGAAUGAUCCGCCGCAGCUGAGGCUGCAUCUUCACAAAAUCCUGCGCGUCAUUGAGGGCAUCGAGAGGGUCCUCGACGUGGAUCUUUUCAACAUAGACGAUCCGGAUAGUGAGCCCGGCAAUUUGAUAUACACCAUCCUGCCUCCCCUGAAUCCCCAGGAGUCCUUCGGCUGCUUCAUGGUCGGCGGAGUGACUACCUCCACCUUCUCGCAGGCGGAUGUCAAUGUGGGCAAGGUCUCAUAUCUCUACAACUCCACGACAACGGAAUCCUUUAGCUAUCAGCUGCAGCUCCAGGUAUCGGACGGCAUAGAGACCAGUGACACAGUCUAUCUGCCGGUGUCGGUGCAUCCCCUGGAGCUGCGACUGGUGAACAACACCGGGCUGAUCAUGAUUCACAAAAGCUCGCUGCUCCUGAGCCCCGCCAAUCUCUCCAUCGGUACGAAUGCCCUGGAUGAGCCCUCCAUUGACAUUAGGUACGACGUGGUGAAGGCGCCGCAGCAUGGCGUGCUCCAGAGACUGCGCCAGAUCGAUGGCUCCUGGGUGAACGUGGACUGGUUCAGCGACAACCAGCUUCUGCUCGGCCACAUCCGCUAUCUGCACAGCAGCGAUUUCCCUUGGCAAGACGAAUUCAAGUUUAUUGCCUCGUUUGGCUUUGUUACCACUCAAACGUUCGACUUCCGCAUCACCUUCACGCGCCUGGUCAUAGAGAGCCACAGGCCAUCGAAGAUUGCCAUCAAUGGGAGCCGGGAGAUACCGCUGACCAGCGAGAUCCUCUCGUACGAGACCACGCCCAUCGGCAGCUUCCCGCGGAGCGUGAUCUACAAGAUAACGAAGCCCACUCGAUAUGGCGGCAUCUACGUGGAGGGAUCCCGGAAGGCGGCCAAGCAGCUGGACUCGUUCACCCAGCAGGACAUAGACAAGCGGAGGAUCCGCUACCAGACGCACCACACCAGCUACUCGAGGUUCACGGAUCACCUGGAGUUUGUGGUCUCGGUGGCCGAAUGCGACGAUGUGGCGGGAUCGCUGGAGAUUAACUACCGACCGCCCGAGGAGCUAAUCAACAAGCUGAGCUAUCAGACCCACGAGGUGCUUCAGGUGCAGGAGGGCGAGCGGGCCUUGAUUACAAAGAAUCACUUCGAGAUUCGCUUCAACAUUUACGAGAGCCUGGAGUUCCAGGUGAGCACCAGUCCCGAGCACGGAGUCAUCUGCAAGUACGACGAGCAGACGGGUCUCACCACGCCCGUGGAGGUAUUUAGCCUGGAUCAACUGUUCCGGAACGACAUUUACUAUUGCCACGACGACACAGAGUCCACGCGGGACACCUUCGAGCUGCUCAUACUCUCCGGCGACGAGACGGACCUCCAGUUUGUCUCUAACAUGGAGGUGCACAUCAAGCUGGUCAACGACAACGAACCCUACCGCUCGGCCAUGGAAAGGGUGUUCCAUGUGGUGAGGAAUGGUAUCAGGACGCUCAAUCCCACGGUGCUGCAGUACCUGGACGCGGAUGUCAAUACAAACCACACGGACAUCCACUUUAUCCAUGUGUCCAGCACGAAUGGGGCCUUCUACAAGUCGGGUCACUUCAUCGAUAGCUUCAGCCAGGACGAUAUCGCCAACCGGAGGAUAAUGUUCCAGCACACGGGCCCGGAUGCCGGCACCGCCUCCUUCAUAGUCACCGAUCGGGAGCACGAAGUGAAUGGCCUGCUGGAGAUCCGGGCCUCGGAUCCCUUUGUCUCCAUGCUGGCCACCAACGCAUCCAUUGUUCAAGAGGGCAAGUUUGUGGUUCUCAAGAACAAAGACUUUAUUUUGGAGACGAACCUGGACAUUAAGCUGGAUGAAAUAUACUACGAGGUGAUCAAGCCCCCUUCCUACGGCAUCCUCAUGUACCUGAGCAGGGCGAACGAGGGGGAGAAUGGCACCACCGUCUACAAGGCCACCAACUACACGUCGCUGAGUAACUUCACCCACCUGGACAUCGAGCGCGAGCGAUUGGUCUACUGGAACACGGAGAUUGCCUCGAUGGACAAAGUCAGAUAUCGAGUUCACAUCAAGAACAUAACAGCCGAGGGUGAAGUCAUGUUCCGCAUAUAUCCCUCGGCCUACUGGGAGCCCCUGCAGGUCAAGCAGAACCACACGCUCUAUGUGGAGGAAUCCACCAGCGUGCUCAUAUCCCGAGAUGUCCUGGAGGUUGUCCAUCCCAACAUCUCCCCUGGAGACAUCACUUUCUUGGUGACCUCCUCGCCCAUGCACGGCUACCUGGAGAUGCAGUCCAUGUCCUUCGACGACGAGUACAACUGCAAGGUGUUCGACCAGUCCUCGGUCAACACCGAAAAGAUGUUCUACAUACAAGCUGGGGUCAAUCAGUCCACGGAUUACUUUGUCUUCGAUGCCACCAAUGGCAUCACUUGGCUCCGGCAGCUGAUGCUCAAGAUCGUCAUCAUACCCGAGAAGCUCUACAUGCACUCGAACAUUAUUUCAGUUGUGGAGGGCAAGACUGUCCAGCUGAAUCCCACUGAUAUACAGCCUUACUCGGAGUACUAUCGGGGCAAGAUCCUCGAGUACAUCGUCACCAUCACCGCGAGUUCGGGUCACAUUCUGGCCGGAAACUCAAAGGUGAAGCGAUUCACCCAGAAGCAGCUGGAGCAGGGCAGCAUUCAGUAUGUGCAUAAUGGCAGCGAGAAUGCCACUGAUACCAUCACCCUGGUGGCCAUGGCCAGGAACAAGGAGAGCGUGCCCUUUGAGCUGGAGUUUGCGGUGGUUCCGGUUAACGACGAGGAGCCCAUGAUGGUCACCAAUACGGGUCUGCAGGUGUGGAAUGGCGGUCGUUAUGUCAUCAGGAAUACGGAUUUGUUGGCUCAGGACUACGACACUCCGCCGGAGAAUCUCACCUUUGUGGUGCAUCACAUUUACGGCGGUUACUUGGCCCGAAAAUCCGCACCUCAGCGCAAGAUCGAGCAGUUCACCCAGGCUCAGGUGAAUCGAGAGGAUAUAUACUUUAUGCACGACUCCAACUCCCGGCGGAAUGAACUCUCCUUCAUAGUCACCGAUGGCCUGUUCAACACCUCUACUCAGAUCCUUAACAUUGAGAUCAAGCCCAUUGAAAUCCUGGCCGAGCACAACGAGAACCUGCAUGUCUUUCCGCUGACCAAGAAGCAGAUACUCCGCGAUCACCUACACUUCAAGUGCUCCGACGAGGAGCGGGAGAUACACUACAACAUCACAGUUCCCCCAAGUCUGGGGCGCAUUGUGAAUGAGUAUUUGGAUAAUGGCUUCACGAAGGAGGUCAACGAGUUUACCCAAACGGAUGUCGAUAAUGGCCACAUCUUUUACGAGCACACGGCCGUCAUUAUGGAGUUUCGCAUCAACGAUUCCUUCUACUUCGAUGUGGUGGCCGAGCGGAGUGACCGGUUGUUGGAUCAAAAGUUCAACAUCGAGAUAUCGGUUUCUUCUGGGGGCUUGCUCAGGUUCCUGCCAGUGAAUAAGCUCUCCGUGGAUGAGGGCGGUUCGGUGCCUAUAAAACUGGAUUUCUCAAAGAUCUUGGAGUACCUGAAAACGAAGGCUGGCAUCAAUAAUCCCGAGCUGUUUAUAGAAGCGAUACAGAAACCCUCGCAUGGCAACAUCGGUCUGGGUCAUGAGUUUAGGAAUAUGCAGAGGUAUCACCCAAGUGAUUUUUUCACCAAGAAAGUUUACUACAUGCACGAUCAUUCGGACACCUUGGAGGACACCAUACUCAUGUCGGUUUAUCUGACCCAGGGCAACAUUUUCCUUUGCAACCUCACCAUACCGGUCUCCAUAAACCCCAUCAACGACCAACCCUUCCACUUGAUCACCCACCUGCCUCAGAUGACCGUGGUCGAGGGCGAGAAUCGCACUAUCACCAGGAACGAUUUGCUCACAGAAGACGCGGAUACACCCCCCGAGGAGAUCAUGUACGACGUGAUGAGCGGACCCACGCUGGGAGUGCUCAAAAAGAUCUCGAACGAUGGCCAGGUGGAGGAUCUGCUGGCCUUUUCGAAUCAGUUUACACAGGCGGACAUCAACAACGAUCGGAUCGUGUAUGUGCACUUUGGCACGCCGCAGUCCACCACAUUUUGCUUCACUGUAUCCGACGGCCAGUCCAAUGCCGCCUACGAGAUAUUCACCAUCAAGAUAGCUCCCAUAAGUCUGCAUCCUGCGGCGGUUCAGGUGCCAGUGAAGGUCCAGCAGGGCGCCACCAGUGCCUUCAUGAAACUGGAUCACAUUGGCGUCACCACGAAUGUCCAGGUGGCGAGGCUGUCCUACAAUGUCACCAACUCUCCGCUUUACGGGAUCAUAGUCUUCAAGCAUCAGCCCACGCUGAGGUUCAACCAGCAGCAGCUGGAGACCUCACAGAUCAGCUAUAUGCAGACGGAUCUGAAUCGGUCCAACGACACCUUCCAGGUAAGCGCCUAUGUCCCAGGCACCAACUAUGCCGCCCAGGUGGACGUGGUGAUGGAGGUGGAGCCCGUCAUACAAAUCGCAGACAUAGUGAUGAAGGAGGCCGACACUGCCACCACGGGAGGCAAGGUGAAGCUGCUGCCCUCGCUGGACAACGACAAUCCGCUGUCCCUGAAGCUGAACAAGUUCAAUCCGAAGUUCGUGAUCACCAAGAUGCCGGCCACGGGGCAGAUCAGGAAGAUAAUCCGCAGCACGGGCCUCACUUCCGAUGGCCAGAACGAGCGGUCCACGAAUAUCUUCUCCUACAAGGAACUGCGGAGUGGCGUGGUCUACUUUGUGCCCCACUCGCCGGUGGAGGAGACUGAGGCGGACAGCGAUACCUUCGACUACCAGCUGCUCAUCAAGACGGUGCAGCCGGCCCAGGCCUCGGUGCUGAUAGAGUACAGGAGCAGGAUCGAGGAGACGGAGACGGUUCACCUGGGCAGUGCUGGCGGCUUGUCCAUCAAUUACCUGGCCAUAGGCUGUGCCAUAUUCAUCGUUCUAAUCUGCCUGCUGAUCGUCCUGCUGAUCCUGAAAAUCCGCAAGCUGCGGAAGCACAAGGCGGACAUAUCCAAGGACCAACCGCCGGCUCUGCCCUGUCCCCCGGACCUGACCUCCGUGAGUCCGCAGCACCAUCUGCACAACCACCACCACAGCAGCCAUCACUACGCCAGCUCCGAGGCGGACUCGGUGCCGGCCACCGGCAACUCCACGCCGCUGCCCGGCUUCAGCAAUAUUCCGCACUGCAAGAUCAUACCGGUGGAGUCGUACAAGCACGAGUUUCCCGACUACGACCCCGACGAGGAGGAGACGGAUGACCAGUGCGACCCGCAGCAGAUGAUGCUGCCGCAGCGCUACAAUCCCUACCACCUGGAUCACGACGCCUGGAGUUCGUCCUGCGACAUGGCGAACGACUUUGCGGGCUAUGCCUCGGUGCCGCAGAGUAUCUCCGGAUCGGUCAGUUCGCCGCCCUCGGCCCCGCCCACGAAUCCCUUGCUGCGAAGGAACCAGUAUUGGGUUUGAAGUACUACAAAUAAACUAAAAAGUAUACAAAAAGAGGGAUCAAGGUACAGUGGAAUUUCGGGAUAAUUAAUUUUAAAAGGUCACGAAUUUAAGAGUUGCUUCUGAGUUUUUUUUUAAUAUUGUUAACGACAAAUAGUGCCACAACAAACAUCAUGUUCCCCAAGAAGUUCCACUGUAGAAUGACAAACGCGAUCAAAAUUGGUUCAAAUUGGAUCGGAAUUAUUAGUCGUAGGUUAUUUAUUUAAGUGUAAGCAUUACAUUUAAGGCUGAUGUACGAGAUUCGUUAGGGAUUAGAGAGUGGAAGCAUUUUAUAAAAACUUACAGCAAUUUUUAUAUGUAUUUCUAUAUAUAUUUCCAUAUAUUACUAUAUAUAAUAUAUGAAAUCCAAAACAUAUCUGGCGUGUCAUAUACAAGCAAACGAUUAGAUUUAGAAAAGCAAUCGAGAGUUAUACUCAAAAAGCCAACAUAACUUUAGACUUAGAGACAUUGUGUUUGCCAACCUGGAAUACUUAUUACAAUAAAUGACAAUACUUUUAAGCGGAA
Molecule: messenger RNA, 8515 nt
Organism: Drosophila kikkawai
Lineage: Eukaryota; Metazoa; Arthropoda; Insecta; Diptera; Drosophilidae
Source: RefSeq, a predicted model, not a curated record